AUGAAGAUUUCGAACAUCAAAUGGGACGCCAUCGUGAUGCAUCCAGAUAUAAUACCUAUCGGCUUUUCGCAGUUUGCCUGUGUCACCGCUCUGGUGCUCUUCCAAUGCAUGUUCCGCAACUUUCACCAAAUUCAGUGCCUCAUCUGUGCCCUGCCUCAGCUUCGGGUUGCGAGACUACGCCGUCUAUCAUUCGGUGCACGCUUCCGAGCUGUCUCAGCCGCAACAAGUUCUCCACCACCACUCACCGAUGUCACUGUCGUCGCUGUGAACGAACAGCUAGCGCUGACCUUUCUCGAGUGGCUGGCGUCGACCACUAUCUCGUCUCUGCGGUCUUUUGAAUCCGAUCUAUCACCAGAAUUUACACCCCAUGUGGGAGCGAUAUUGGAGGCCGCCCGAACUAGUUUGCAGCAUUUAGACUUCUAUUUUGAUGGAGCCUUUUCUCCAUCCACUCUUCGGCAGCUGAACCUACAUCGAUGCAAUGCGCUACAAAGUCUCGGCUUGCGCAGGUUGUUUAACAUAUCUCUGCCGGAGGUCCUCCGCCUGAUUCACCCCGAGAGCCACGUCCGCAAAUUGACAAUAAAUCUAUGGCCGGGAAAAGCAAAUCUCGAGUCGGAGAGCGCGGUCACCAUCUUGGGCGAAGAGCAUUUUCUAGCGCUGCAACGCCUUGAGCUUGUUUUCAUGCGUAACAUAGAUACGGAGGAGGUGAAGAAGGGCAUAUCGGACAGUUUCGACGUCGUAAGGCGUCGAGGCACCGAGGUCCAUCUCUACUUUCGUUAG
Messenger RNA from Sparassis crispa, 777 nucleotides. RefSeq lists its product as hypothetical. The transcript is spliced from 2 exons. Bases 1 to 777 code for a protein of 258 amino acids. NCBI's taxonomy places the organism in Eukaryota, Fungi, Basidiomycota, Agaricomycetes, Polyporales, Sparassidaceae. The record is from RefSeq and is a predicted model, not a curated record.